AUCCAAAAUUAUUUGCCACACAUACUAAGGGAACACGGUUUAGCAUGGUGCGCCAUGGCGGUGGGUGGUGGCAAUUAAGACAUCCACGUGCUUGAAAAAAAUUGAAUAACUUUUAAUCUCAAAGAGAAAGUACUGGUUUUUGUUGUAUUACAUUGAGGUAAUAACAAGUAUACUUAGGUCUUUAAUAUCUUUUGCCUCUCCAUGCUAGGAUGGCGAGUGUCAUUAUGCACUCCUCACAUCCAGGUCACCAAUUAAGAAAGACCAAGCUCAAACGUCCAUUUACUUGCAAUAUAUGCACCCAGUCUGGUACAAUCACUUGUUAUCGUUGUAAGUCGUGUGAUUUCAGCAUCCAUGUGAAUUGUGCACAAGCAUCAGUAGAAGGGGAUCCAAAUUUACAAGAUGGGCCACCUGUAGAGAUGCCUAAAUGUGGACGACCAAGAGAGCUUGGAAAGGAGAGCAAAAUGAGUAAGGACGUGGGAGUUCAAGGACCACCGAAAGAAAAGGUAGCCCCUCGGAAAAAAAAGGUUGGGGCUCCCAAUCCAUCCCUCCAAAAAGCAAGAGUUAUAGGUUCCUCGGAAAAAAGAGUCGCGGCUUUGUGUCCUCCAAGAAAAAAGAAAGCAGAUCCUAUUGACUUGCCAAAAGGAAGCUCACAAAUUAAAGCAUUUUCUAUAACAAAUGCUAGGACAACCAAAGACUUAGAAAUUAAACAAACAACAUUAGCAAAUGCCAAAAAGACUGAAGACUUAUGUAUUAAAGGAUUAGAAGUAGCACAUGCUAUAGAUAUUCCAAAGAAAAAGUUGAGAGUUCAAGGCCAUGUGAAAAAAAAGGCAGGAGUUUCCUCGAAAAUAAAGGUGGAGGUUUCAUGUGCCCCAAAGGAAAAAAUAGGUGCUUCUAAUGUCCUGACAAAAGGAGACUCACAUAUUAAAGGUUCAACACUACCAAAUAUUGGAAUGACUAAAGACUCACAUAAAAAAAGAGCGAAUGUUGUUAUGGCUGGAGACUCACAAAAUAAAGGAUCAAAAGAAACAAAUGUUUCAUGCCCCUUGAAAGAAAAAGUGGGAGUUACAAGUCCGCUCCAAAAAAAAGGUGGGAGUUGUGUAGAUCCACCAAAAAGUAAAAUGGAAGCUUCAUGUGCUCCAACACAUAAAAGGGAAGUACUUAAUGACCAAACAAAGGAUAGCUCACAUAUUAAAGGAUUAUCAUUAGCAAAUGUUGAGAUAAAAGAAGACUCACAUAUUAAAGGAUCAACAACAACAAAUGUUACAAUCCCCUCAAAGAAAAAAUUGGGAAUUUCAAACCCCCCUCAGAAAAAGGAGGUUUCUCGUUCUGCAAGGAAAAGGAUAGAAGAUUCUACCGAUCUUACAAAAGAAGACGUAGAGGAUAAAGAAUCAAAAAUAAAAAAUAUUGGGAUAACCAGAGGCUCACAUGUUAAAGACCCAACAACACCAAAUGUUAGGAAUACUAGUGGUUUAAAGAGUACAAAAUCAACAGCAACAAAUGUUAGGAUGAAUAAAGGCUCACAGAGUGUGCCGGCGAAUAUCAAGGUGCCUGGGGGUUCACAAACUGAAGGAUUAGCAACAACAAAUAUUGGGAUGACUGAAGACACACAAAUUAAAGAAUCAACAGUAAAAAAUAUUGGGGCAAAAGUUCUUAUGCAACCCAAAGAAGCUGAAGCACAAGGUAAAAUGGAUGUUGGGACUAGGAGUGAUUCUUGGCAAGGGCUAGUGCCAACUAAAAAGACAGGAUUGGUAGGUGCAGCGAUGCUUGGUGCAGGAAUGUUGGGUGGUGGAGCAAUUAUAAGCCAAGUGGCAAUGAAUAUGAAUGAAAAGAAUGAAACCAAAGUUGGAUUGGAAGAAGAUAAGAAGUGCGAAGUUGAAGAAGAGCAAGAGGGGGUUGAAGAGGAGGAGUUUGUAGGGGACGGUGAGAAAGAUGAAGCCAAGAAGAACCCAAGGGUUAAAUAUGAAGAUGGGAAGGAGUACGUGGUCGAUGAUGAGGAAGAUGAAGACGAGCAGAACCAAGAAGUUAAAUAUGAAGGAGAAGAUGGGGAGGAGGACAUGAUUGAGGAUGAGGAGGAAGAUGAAGCUAAGCAGAACCGAAGGGCUAAAUAUGAAGAAGAUGGGGAGGAGGAGGAGGACGUGGUAGAAGAAGAAGAAGAAGAAGAAGAAGAAGAAGAAGAAGAAGAAGAAGAAGAAGAAGAAGAAGAAGAAGAAGAAGAAGAAGAAGAAGAAGAAGAGAUGGAGGAGUAUGAUAAUAAGGAAGACAAUGAACAAGUUCUCGAAGUGGGGGUUGAGGAGGAGGAUGGAGUGGAUGAUGAUGAUAAUGAGGAAUAUGAAGAAGAAGAAGAGCAGGGGGAGACGGUCGAAGAGGAUGAAGAAGAGGAUAAUUUUGAGGAAGAUGAAGAUGAGCAGUUGAAGGAGGCCGAAGAUGAUGAUGAGGAAGAAGAUAACGAAGAAGAAUAUCUUAAUGUGAAGGUCGAGGAGGAGGAGGAGGAAGAGGAGGAGGAGGAGGAGGAGGAGGGAAUGGAUGAGGAUGGUAGUGAGGAAGAUGAAGACGAAGAAGAGCGGGAGGAGGGGGUUGAGGUAGUGGAUGAGGAUGACGGUAACGAAGAUGAAGAAGAACAAGGGGAUGGGUUAAUAGAUGGUGAAGAGGAGGAUAAAUUGGAGGAAGAUGAAGGUGAGCAAUUAAACGAGACCAAAGAUGAGGAUGAGGAGGAGGAAGAACAAGAACAUGAGGUUGAAGACAAAGAAGAAGAGAUGGAGGAGGAUGGUGAGGAAGAGAGGGAAAACGGAGAUGAAGAAGUGGAGGAAGAGAAUAAUACGAAGAAGAAAAACAAAAAUGAGGUUUACGAAUGAGUGUGCGUACUAUACUCAUACUAAAUUGUUGUGAUGCUCUACGUUUUCAAGACGCGUUGUGAAGUUAGCAGGAGAUAAUAAUUGUCAACUUUGUGUUUACUUAUGGAUAAGUUUGGUUGUAUUGGUUUCUUUAAUUUCUAGUUAUGACUAAGUGUACUUCAAUCCAUCAUGCAUCAUGUAGUGCUAUGGAUUUUUGGUAGAAUCUUAAUGCCAUUUACUUUAUUUUCAAGUUAUGUAAUGGAUUUCUAAAUUUCUUAUGACGUGUAAUUCACAAGUGUGAUUGUAUAAACGUAAGAAUUUCUUAAAAAUGCAUGUGGCCCUGGUAGCAAUGGUACAUAUGAUGUAUUUUCUAACUCUGUAAUUUUUACACAUGUAA
Molecule: messenger RNA, 3228 nt
Organism: Oryza brachyantha (malo sina)
Lineage: Eukaryota; Viridiplantae; Streptophyta; Magnoliopsida; Poales; Poaceae
Product: ABC transporter F family member 4-like
Exons: 2
Coding region: 210-2852 (880 amino acids)
Source: RefSeq, a predicted model, not a curated record